This is a messenger RNA of Syngnathoides biaculeatus (alligator pipefish), 1536 nucleotides long. RefSeq names its product BLOC-1 related complex subunit 6 (gene borcs6). The record is from RefSeq and is a predicted model, not a curated record. Gene Ontology annotation, cellular component: BORC complex. Gene Ontology annotation, biological process: lysosome localization. Bases 245 to 1522 code for a protein of 425 amino acids. Lineage: Eukaryota; Metazoa; Chordata; Actinopteri; Syngnathiformes; Syngnathidae. The transcript is spliced from 8 exons.
GAUUGCACUGAGUAGCAUUGCACUUUCCUGUGUAAUGUGGUAGCAGGGUGGCUACGUCAACAUUUUAUGAUUGUCAGCCUUUCAUUUCCUAAUGCCGUAUUAAUUUUGGUUUAUGGUGGGUUGUACUUCACCGCGUCCUUAAAUGACUUGACGACAGCGCUUUGGGCUGCAGGGGUUUCCUCAGUUUACGAAGGAGUUCCGGUCCUACAGCGGCCACGUACCUUGUUUUGUUACAGGUGGAGGGAUGAGUUGCUCCCCUGUGAUUGGCACAGAGGUGUCGGAAAUGGCAAACGGGAUAAUGACCCCUCCCUCUUCAGACAGUCCUCAUAUUGCGGGCUCGUCGAAAUGCGUGCUGCAUAAAGAGGACUUUCCCGAGCAGGAAUCAGAAGAUGGCUGCCUCGGACACACAGAAAACCACGUGGGUGGAGAAAGGAGCGUUUAUAGUCUUCAUGGUUUGGACACAGAAAUAGGUGACAAUGUGAGAACAAGUCUCUUUUCACCACACGCCUCUCAUGAGAUGGACCUCUCACCCUCUGAGGACACAUACAAAGCAGACUCUGACUACACCUUGGGCUGUCCUGCGGACUCGGGCGCUGUGCAGCCUGAGCGUCAGGCCUGGUCAGAGCGAGCACCAUGUGAACUUUCGUCUUGCAGAGGACAUCCUGUUGCUGCAGACGUGUACGGUGGAGAGGAGGAAAAAGAGAAACAGGAUGAGGAGGAGGAUGAGAAGAAGUGGCGAAAUGAGUCCUCGGAACAGAGAAAGGAGGUUGAGUCUUUACGUCGCUACUCCUCCUCAGCACCGGGUCCCAGCACCUCCUCCGCUUCCUCCUCCUCGCCGCCGCCUCCCCUUGUCCCCUCCAAUAAUGUCCCCUGCCCCCCUCAUGUCAUGGCCCAGGUGUGGGUCCGAAACGUCCGAGGGAUGCAGGACAGCAAAAGCUUGGAUGAGAUCAGUCAAGCCUGUGGAGGUGGAGUGGGGGCCCGGGGAGCAGGCAGAGGGAGCCAAUCCGAGGGCCGACGGGCGACAAUCUCCUCGGCCCUUGAGCUGGAGGGCACGGUUAGCCAUGAGGGCGACCUCACCAACUUCAUCACCAAGAACCUGGAACAGAAGAUCAAGAUGAGCUCAAAGCCGAGUCUGGACUGCAGUGACUCGGACUGUUCAGGUCCCAUCUACCGCAGCCGAGGGUUGUCGCGGCGACCGGCAGAUAUCCCGCCCAUUGAUCCGACCGUCCUGGUUGACCUUCAGAGGCACACGCAGGAGGUGGCCCAGAGUGUGGAGAAGAUGAUGCGAAGCCUUAACGGAACCAUCCAGAAUAUGACUGCUUUGAGCGUGGGUUACAUUCAGACUUACAGAGACUCUGUGGACAGCCUGGGGGAGUCUGUGGACAUGAGUAUCAAGAGCAUGUACACGCUGAUGGCACGAUGCGAGGAGUUGGACCGCUCCAUGCAGCCCAUCAACAUCCUGGCGGCGCAGAUCCGAGACAUCAAGCGGACCCUGGAUGCUUUGGAGGCCAUUUGCAAGUAACUCCACCUACGGAC